UUGCACCGUGAAAUGUUUGGUUCUUCAAGGCAUUUCACCAAGCGAUCAGUUAUCGAGACUAGCCGCGAUUUUAGGUUUAUUUCCAAUGAAAGGAUCUUUUCAAUUCAGUAGACUCAGUAAAUUGUAAGUAGAAUACAAUUAAAUAUUGUAACAUCAGGAACAAGGUUUAAUGAUCUUACAGAUAAGAAAUCGUCGCUCAAGAAUUUGUGUUAGAACGCUGAUUCGUCUUCAUUGCUUACCUGCCAGAACUGGAAUGAGUAUCAUGAUGACCACGAACUGAGUUCCAUCCAUGGGAAACGUCACGAGAUGAUAAAAAAUGGCCUUGAAAACGAAUCGCUAGAGACAACACUAAGAUAAAACACGCAAGGGAUGUCAACAUUGCAGAAAUCGUCUUCGGGUCAACAAUUUGUUUAUCCAGGGACAGAAAAAGCCAAUGAUGGGAUGCUUCCGUACGUUUGCUACACUACUAUUCUGGAUAUUCAUGAUCGUGGGAAAAGCAGAACUGCAGCCUGUAUGGAUUUCAUCGCCUUUAAAUCCAGCCUUUGUUAUCGAAAAUGAGAAUCUUGAUCUGCACUGGAGGUUCAACACCGAUGGCUCACUGGCAUUUGCCAAGUUUUUGCUCAUCGGUGAUGACCAAUCAGAGAAGCUAAUAGCUCUCAAGUCAUCGUCUAACGCCUCUGUCAAUGUCGCUUCUGCCUUUCGAGAUCGAUUUAUUUUCAACAUUACAAAUAAGCAAGCUUUGGUUACACUUGUUGCUGUCCAACGAUCCGAUAGUGCCACAUAUCGCUUUCAGAUAGCAAACCAACAUCUGGAUGAAAUCGACAACGAUGUGAAUAUCAGAGUCCUAUUUCCACCAAGUAUAACAUCAAUGCAAUGCCCCAGUGCCGUCACGGAAGGUCAUAGUGUCAAACUUCUGUGUAAUUUCACCGGCAAUCCGUUGCCGAGUAUAGUAUGGAACAGAGCAAAUACAAGAAAGACACUUUCAAACCGUGAAAUACUGUUUAUAGAAGACAUCAAACGCGGUGACUCUAGUAGAUACGAGUGCCUUGCUUGGAACGGAAUCGGAAACAACAGCACAGAAUUCUGCGAAAUUGAUGUAAACUAUCCUGCCCAGAUAACGGAUAUAUCUAUCAACCAGACAGUUCAGUUGGGUAAAAAUGUAACCCUCUGUUGUCGAGCGGUGGGAAAUCCGGUACCGACCAUAUCUUGGACUCACAAAAACAAUGUCGGGAGUAGAAGUAAACUUCAUGUUGAUUCCGCAAGAUUCGGCGACCAAGGAUGGUAUAAAUGUACAGCACAAAAUGGAAUUGGUUCUCUAGCCACUGCUGGUACAUAUCUUGAUGUCGCGGAAAGAGCCAGUACUUUGAUAAAUGUAAAGAUGACAAUUACUAAUGAGGAAUAUGACACGAGUCUCACGGACGAAGAAAGCGGAAGAUACCAGAACCUCUUAGAGCGUGGUAUUGAAGCGGUCGGAAAUCUCUUCAGAACUGAUAAGAACUUCAAAGGCGUUGAAAUCCUACGUUUCGAAAGAGGCAGUGUGGUAGUAAUUUUCAGUUUAAGAUUCGAGCGAACAGUAGAUACUGACAACAUUAUUUCUGUCCUGAAAUACGCCGCGCGAGACAGAAAACUUGGAAAAUUCAUAAUAGAUCCAUUAUCGAUCACGGCACUUCAAGAUGCCAUUUUUCCAGUAACAAGUUCGCCGAAGGUAUCCUCCUCAGGUAUUUGACUAUAAUUCUUUAAAGAAUCUACGAAAUUUUUAGCGUGGUUUGAACGGCAAAAUACCUAU
Messenger RNA from Stylophora pistillata, 1786 nucleotides. RefSeq lists its product as uncharacterized. Lineage: Eukaryota; Metazoa; Cnidaria; Anthozoa; Scleractinia; Pocilloporidae. The record is from RefSeq and is a predicted model, not a curated record.